GGGGGCCGAGGGGAGGGAUGGCGGCGGGCGAGGCGGCCCGGGAGGACUUCGCGCGGCACUGGGAGGCGGAAUUCCCGGGGGAACCGGCCCCCCGCAUGGAGCUGGGCUCGGUGCGGGCGAUGGAGCGGGAGCUGGAGCGCUGCCGCCGCCACCUCCGCCGGCUGCAGCGGGCGCUGGCCGAGGAGCGCUUCAAGGUGGGCUACCUGGAGGCGGCCCUGGCCCGAGCCCCCCUUCCCCCGCCGCCCCCCGUCGCCCCCCGCCCGCCGCCCAGCCCCGGCAGCUCCCUGGAGGGCGGCAGCGGCGGCAGCUCGGAUGUGGAGGACGCCUCCUCGGCAGACUUCAACUAUGGUGCGGAUGAGUACGAUGCUGAGGGCAACGAGGAGCCCAAGGCGCUGCCGGAGGGCUCGGAAACCAUGCCCUACAUCGACGAGUCACCCACCAUGUCCCCCCAGCUCAGCGCCCGCGGCCAGGAGAGCGGGGACGGGGUCUCGCCCACACCCACCGAUGGCCUCGGCACAGGGGGUGAGCGAGAGGCUGGCAAAGGCCUGGAGAUGAGGAAGCUGGUGCUCUCUGGUUUCCUGGCCAGUGAGGAGAUCUACAUCAACCAGCUGGAGGCCCUCUUGUUGCCCAUGAAGCCACUGAAGGCCACAGCCACUACGUCUCAGCCUGUCCUCACGCUCCAGCAGAUCGAGACGAUUUUCUACAAGAUCCAGGACAUCUAUGAGAUCCACAAGGAGUUCUAUGACAGCCUGUGCCCGAAGGUGCAGCAGUGGGACAGCAAUGUCACCAUGGGCCACCUCUUUCAGAAGCUGGCCAGCCAGCUGGGGGUCUACAAGGCCUUUGUGGAUAACUACAAAAUCGCACUUGAGACGGCAGAGAAGUGCAGCCACAGCAACUACCAGUUCCAGAAGAUCUCAGAGGAGCUGAAGGUGAAGGGCCCCAAGGACUCGAAGGAGAGCCACACGUCCGUCACCAUGGAGGCACUGCUGUACAAGCCCAUCGACCGGGUGACCCGGAGCACCCUCGUCCUGCAUGAUCUCCUCAAGCACACCCCAGCCGACCACCCCGACUACCCACUGCUCCAGGAUGCCCUCCGCAUCUCACAGAACUUCCUCUCCAGCAUCAAUGAGGACAUUGAUCCCCGAAGGACAGCAGUCACCACCCCCAAGGGGGAGACCCGUCAGCUUGUCAAGGAUGGCUUCUUGGUGGAGCUGUCUGAGGGCUCACGGAAGCUGCGGCACGUCUUCCUCUUCACUGAUGUGCUGCUCUGUGCCAAGCUGAAGAAGACAGCAGUGGGGAAGCACCAGCAAUACGACUGCAAGUGGUACGUGCCCCUGGCCGACCUGGUGUUCCCCUCACCGGAGGAAUCAGAGCACUGCCCACAGGUCCAUGUCAUCCCUGACCACGAGCUGGAGGACAUGAAAAUGAAGAUCUCAGCCAUCAAGAGCGAGGUGCAGAAGGAGAAAGCCAACAAGGGGCAGAGCCGGGCCAUCGAACGCCUCAAGAAGAAGAUGUUUGAGAAUGAAUUCUGGCUGCUCCUCAACUCCCCUGCCAUCCCCUUCCGCAUCCACAACCGCAAUGGGAAGAGUUACCUCUUCCUGCUGUCAUCUGACUAUGAGAGGUCUGAGUGGAGAGAGGCCAUUCAGAAACUGCAGAAAAAAGACCUCCAGGCCUUUGUCCUGAGCUCGGUGGAGCUGCAGGUGCUCACAGGAUCCUGCUUCAAGCUACGAACUGUCCACAACAUCCCGGUCACCAGCAAUAAGGAUGAUGAUGAGUCCCCUGGGCUCUAUGGGUUCCUCCAUGUCAUCGUCCACUCCGCCAAGGGCUUCAAGCAGUCUGCCAACCUUUACUGCACGCUGGAGGUGGACUCAUUUGGCUACUUUGUCAGCAAAGCCAAGACCAGGGUUUUCCGGGACACCACUGAGCCACAGUGGAACGAGGAGUUCGAGAUCGAGCUGGAGGGCUCCCAGUCCCUGCGCAUCCUCUGCUACGAGAAGUGCUAUGACAAGACCAAGCUCAACAAGGACAACAAUGAAAUUGUGGACAAGAUCAUGGGCAAGGGGCAGAUCCAGCUGGACCCACAGGCCGUGCAGACCAAGAACUGGCACAUGGAUGUGAUUGAGAUGAAUGGGAUCAAGGUGGAGUUCUCCAUGAAGUUCACAAGCAGAGACAUGAGCCUGAAGAGAACCCCAUCCAAAAAGCAGACGGGUGUCUUCGGGGUCAAAAUCAGCGUUGUGACAAAGCGGGAGCGCUCCAAGGUGCCUUACAUCGUGCGCCAGUGCAUCGAGGAGGUGGAGAAGAGGGGCAUUGAGGAGGUUGGCAUCUACAGAAUCUCUGGCGUUGCCACUGACAUCCAGGCAUUGAAAGCUGUCUUUGAUGCAAAUAACAAGGACAUCCUCGUCAUGCUGAGUGACAUGGACAUCAACGCCAUCGCUGGCACACUGAAGCUGUACUUCCGUGAGCUGCCCGAGCCCCUCCUCACUGACAGACUCUACCCCGCCUUCAUGGAGGGGAUUGCCCUCUCAGACCCUGCUGCCAAGGAGAAUUGCAUGAUGCACCUUCUCCGCUCGCUGCCUGACCCCAACCUCAUCACCUUCCUCUUCCUGCUGGAGCACUUGAAAAGGGUAGCUGAAAAGGAGCCUAUCAACAAAAUGUCUCUCCACAACCUGGCCACGGUCUUUGGGCCAACGUUGCUGAGACCUUCCGAGGGGGAGAGCAAGGCACACCUCACCCUGGCCUCUGACAUCUGGUCCCAUGAUGUGAUGGCCCAGGUCCAGGUCCUUCUCUACUACCUGCAGCAUCCUCCCAUCUCCUUCACUGAGCUGAAACGCAACACACUUUACUUCUCUACGGACGUGUAGCCUGCAGGGAGAAGGCACCAGCUGCAAACACUCCCAAGGCCCCUUCUGGGGGACAAGGACUGGAUCACAGCCCCCCCAGGGAGACUGGCCCAGACCCAGGACAGUGCCAUCUGCAGCUCCUGUACAAUCGUGUACCAGUGGCCCGGUCCCACCCCAGGUGCCGUGCCUCCCUGUAAAGUAGUCGUGUCUUAUGUCCCUUCUUGUGUUCAAGAAUUGUUUCUAUGUAUAUUUGUUCAACGGAAGAGGUAGUGACUGACAAGGGCUGUGGACACAGGCUUCCCCCUUGGCUAGUUUUCUCCUGGAUUCCUAUCUGUCUGCUCACUCCUACUAGGCAUCCCUCAUCUUGCCCAGCUUGAAGCUUGCAGCAUCCCAAGAGUGCCUGUUUUGCUGCCCAGCUCCCCUGCCCCAUGCUUGCAUGUGCAGUACUGGCUCGCUUCAGAGGCUGGGAGCUCACAGGCUUCCCUCCCUGGUGACAGUGACAACCAGCUCUGCUUUGGCUUGCUGCCCACACAAGUGUUGGACCCUGUGCCUGGAUCCUGCUCUGGCCGAGCAAACCUCUGACCAUGGGAGCAGAGGAGUGAGGUGCUGCUUCCUCCUCGCUAUGUCUCUUAUGGGUGUUUUUGGGCUGGUGUCCUCUUAAACCCCUUGCCCUGUGCUUUGCCUGUGUGCAUGUAGCGUGGUGGUUGCUUCCCUCGCUGUAUCUCACCUCCAAGUAGUGUUUUGGGGCACCCCCGUCACACCAGGCUGGAGCGAGAGGUGCUGUGCUGGUCUCGAUCCACAGCAGGCUUGAGGGAUGGCCUCUGGCACUGAUGGGGUCCCACUGGGGCAGAUGGAUCCCACAGUUUUCCCAACAAACCCUGGCAGGUGGGGAACAAGGUCACUGCUGUUUCUGCACACUUGGAUCUCUGCUGUCACCAGGCACUCCGAGGGUUGCCAGCGCUGGCUGUGCCCCAUGGCAGAGCCUGACGGGGCACUCGUGUGCCUGCUGGUCCCAGGGGAACAGGGAGGUUAUUUCUCUGUCCUUGGCCUUCCCUGCUGUCCCGGACACCAGGGAAAUGGCAGCACCCUGCCCUGGUGCCAUCCCUGUUACCAGAGAUGAGUGAGGCAGCGGGACAGUCACCCAGCCUGGAAAGCAGCAGAGAGGGACAGGAGGAGGAAAGCCUUUGUGGCCCUCACUAUCCAAGGGCUUUGUUUGCCCUUUCUCACAAAGCAGUUGCCUGGGCCAGCUGUGCCCAGCCAGUUCAGGUCCGUUUUAGUUAGUGGAUCCAGUUCUUGGCCCUCAGGCUGAUGGCUGGAGCUCUCACACCGUGUCCCAAAGCAGCACGGCCACACGCCAGUGCCUGGCUCCUAGUAUGUCCCCCACCCUUCCACCCCUCCCAAGGUAGGUGCUGGUACCUGUUGGGACACGAAACCUUUCGCUCUGUGAGCUGAGCCCGUGUUCCCGUGGGAAAAGCCCCUUCCCCAUUUGUGUUGGCCCCGUGCUCUCCUGUGCCAAAUGGAGAAGGAUGAGAAGUGACCAAGCGUUUCCCUGCUAACAGCAGCGUUGCCUUCACCCUCCUGACUAACAGACUGUUCCAGGUGGAGCCCUGAUGCACCAGGUAUGUUCUAAGCCCACAUCCCCGGGGAAGGCAGCACCUGCCAGCCCUGCACCAGCAAAGCAACGAAACGAGGGGAGGUUUUUCAGUCCCCCUCCAAAGGGCUCACACUCCAGACCCCACUCUUCUUGGCUACCAUCUAAACAGAAGGGAAACAGCAUUGCAGAAAAUAACCAGGCAUCUGCCUUGGCCCUGGACCCAGUAAGGAGGCUGAGGCUUAGAUCUGACUGCACAACGGAUCCCUGUGUGUGUCUGAUUUGUUACAUGUGUCCAAGGCUCUGUCCACGAUACUGUCAUUCCAGAUGGAGACUCUCUACAGCCAAAUCCUCCCCCUGUGACAGUGGCUGGAAGCCUGGUCCACACAGCCCCAGCACAACAGGCUGUGGCUGUCCCUGUGACUGCCUUUUGCUUGUCCCUGCAGGAAGGAAAAAAAAAAAAAUAAAAAAUGGGGGGUGAACUUUUGCAGCUACAGGUAGAAUAGAACUGUUAAUUAAUAUUUGACUUUCAAAAGUUGUUAAGGAUAUAUUUUUGUUUGUGUUCUGUUUCAGUUUCUGUAGAUUAUAAACUUUAAAUGGCUGUAAACCAUGUGAAGAGAAAAAAAAACCAAAACAAACAAAAAAAGUUAAUAAAAAUGCAAAGCCCCAACAUUUGCACAAAAGGAGCCCCAUA
Molecule: messenger RNA, 5125 nt
Organism: Calypte anna (Anna's hummingbird)
Lineage: Eukaryota; Metazoa; Chordata; Aves; Apodiformes; Trochilidae
Gene: ABR
Product: ABR activator of RhoGEF and GTPase
Exons: 23
Coding region: 18-2861 (947 amino acids)
Biological process (GO): protein phosphorylation; intracellular signal transduction; positive regulation of GTPase activity
Cellular component (GO): membrane
Molecular function (GO): guanyl-nucleotide exchange factor activity; GTPase activator activity; protein serine/threonine kinase activity
Source: RefSeq, a predicted model, not a curated record